GACAGCGCGAGAGCGCACAGCAGCCGCACUGAGCACUUUCGCAUAUAAUUUCUAAUGGGGCUGUAUUUACUGUCAAUACUAAAGUAGUCAUAAGGAUAUUAUUAGUUAUGCAUUAUUAAUAGUGCGUAAAGACAUGAGCACCAGAAACAGAUCCCCACCGCCGGACUGAUCAAUAACCAACAUCCUCUUUCAUCAGGACCACCAGCUGUAUACCUGGAGGGGGGCGAAACAGCAAAGAAGUGCAUGUAUAUUCCUAAACACGUGGAUUGUAUAUAUAUAUAUAUUUGCUAUUAUAGAAAUGCUGGAUGCUUAAAUUCGCUGUCUAGUACCUGUUUUGAGUAGCAUCAGUGGACUUCAUUGAGUUGCCCGUCAACAGUCAAUCGCUGGAUCCGGACACAAUGGAUCUUACACCAGUCGCGCUCCUCGUGUCCCUCAUCUCCGUGUCUCUGUCUGCGGAUAACGCGGGCGGUAAAGCGCGGAGCUGCGCGGACGUGCGCCAGUUCUACAGCGGGAAAGGGUUCACGUUAAACGGCGUCCCCCAGUCCGAGAUUUCAGGGGAACAUCUUCGCAUCUGCCCUCAGGGCUACACCUGCUGCACCAGUGCUAUGGAGGAGACGCUGUCGAACCUGAGCCGCCGGGAGUUUGAGGGUCUGGUCAGGGAAGCAGGACGUUCCAUACAGGCCUCGCUCAAUGCCCAGUACAGGACAUUCGACACGUACUUCCUUGAACUUCUAAAUGGCUCUGAACGGUGGCUGGAGGAGGCUUUCGUGGCAGCUCUGGGGGAUCUGUACCGGCCUAAUGCGGGAGUGUUUCGUGAUCUCUAUGCCGACCUGCGGCGGUAUUACAGUGGCGCCGCCCUAAACCUUGAGGAGGUGUUGGACGAGUUCUGGAUGAGGCUCUUGGAGCGUCUGUUGAAGGCGUCUGACCCUGAGACCGCCUCCCUGCUCUCUGAUGACUUCCUCGAGUGUGCCUCCAAGCAGACGGAGACCUUGCGUCCUUUUGGAGACGCUCCACGUGAAUUGAAGGCCAAGUUGGUGCGGGCGUUUAUCGCUGCUCGGGCAUUUGUCCAGGGCCUUAAUGUGGCGGGAGAGAUUGUACGAAAGGUGUCUCAGGUUCCUCUGAGCCCGGAGUGCAAUCGUGCCAUUAUGAAGCUGGUGUACUGCCCGCACUGUCGAGGCCUUAGUUCAGUCAAACCUUGCGUCAACUACUGCAAGAACGUCAUGAAGGGUUGCCUGGCCAAUCAAGCUGACCUGGACACUGAGUGGCAGAGCCUUAUAGAAACCAUGCUACAAGUGGCCUCCAGUUUUAGUGCCGAGCCCAGUAUGGACACAGUGAUCUAUUCCAUUCCUGUGAAAAUCUCAGAGGCUGUUCUCACCAUGCAGGAGAAUAUGGAAAUCUAUACCAGCAAAGUUUUUAAAGCUUGUGGUGACCGUGGCGAGGAAGGCACACCGAGCUCAGUAUCUGAUGAGCCAAAAAAGAAAGCAAGCACAGUAACAGCCCUUGAAUACAAACCCAGCCCCAAAUCUGCAGCCAGACUGGAGGUACAGGUCACAGAUGUGUCUAGUAAACUGAAAGAAAUGCAGUUGUACUGGAUCCAGCUGCCCUCGGCUCUCUGCAGUGGUAAAACAGCAUCGACCGCCAAUGGUGACAAAUGUUGGAAUGGCAUGGCCAAAGCUAGUUACCUCCCAGAAGUUAUGGGCGAUGGGCUGGCCAAUCAGAUUAACAACCCAGAGGUGGACAUUGACAUCACCAAGCCAGACAGGACUAUACGUCAACAGAUCAUGCUGCUGAAGAUCAUGUCUAAUCGCUUAAAAAACGCCCUCAAUGGCAACGAUGUGGAUUUUCAAGACACAAGUGACGAUUUCAGUGGCUCAGGAAGUGGUAUGUGUGCGGACCACCUGUGCAUCCGUGGUAGGCCACCAGUCUUUGGGCCGAAAACUGACAGGCCCAAACUUUAUGCCUAUGGGCCUGAAAACAAAAGGGUCAAAGGUCCCGGAAACCAGAUCCAGCCUUCUGUCAUCUUACUGGUUGUGUUACUUGCGAGUCUACUGCUGAGACGGUAAUGGAGACACAGUACCGCUAAAUUGAACUUUGGGAUCUGGGUCAGGAAAUUUGGAUAGGGUGGAGACAGGACAUGGAAUGUUAAAAAUAAAAAAUAAUAGAAAAAAAGAGAAAUGGUGAGCUAUUAAAAUUGCCAAAAGAAAAAAUGAAACCUUGUGAGUGAAUGGACAUUUUACUUCCUCUGGGAUAAAACAGAGGCAUGAAUAUAGCUGGAAAUGGAAUGGGGUUUUUUUUUGUGUGUUUUUGUUAUGUUUUGUAAAACACGUCAGAUUUUAAGCGCUGACUUGUUGCAUCAAUCGACAUCUUGCUUUUUCUACCUUUGAAUGUAAAAAGAUGAACUGGAGAGGAAGAAUUCUGAUUUUAAUUCACAAUACGAGGUUUUCAGCCACUAAGCGACUUACCCACAAUUCUUUGCUCAUAAAGUCACUCAUUCACCAACUACACUAAGUCACCUUGUGGUUCAUUUCACCAUACUUGAGUUAUGCAAGGUCAUUUUUUUUUACAAAUGUUCAUUUAGUCUAAAAUAUUUCACAGAGAACCAUAAUUAGGUAUGACUAAAGGCUCAAGGGGCUGUUCAAACCAAACAUGUUUUUCUGUCCAUUUGCUGUUUUUCAAUUAUUAAUCCAUGUAAACAUAUUCUAGAUGGACGUCUUUGACUGUUGUGCCACGUCUUGCUUUUUUUUCCAGUGUCUCGCACAGGAGUGCGUCAAGCUAAAAGAACUUCAAUUUUUAAAACGUGCCUCGAAAUACCUGCGUUAUAUUUGUCUAGAACAUCUAGCGCUCUUUUAGAGUAAGAACUUCUACCAUUUUUAGCGCAAUAAUGUCUAGUGUUUUUAAGUGCAAGAACAGCUAACAUUUUUUUAAGUGCAAGAACAUCUAGAAUUUUUUACUGCAAGCACGGCUAACAUUUUUUUAGCACAAGAAUUGCUAGCAUUUUUUAGCGCUGUAAUGUCUAGCGUUUUUAAGUGCAAGAAUGGCUAACGAUUUUGUUAGCGCAAGAACAUCUAGCAUUUUUUUUGUGCUGUAACGCGUUUGGUCUCAAUGGCCCCUAAGUCAGUUCUGUUUUACAUUACAAAAAUAUAUUAACUUUGGCAUGAACAUGAAUUGAAAUAUAGAAACACUGACUAUAUAAGAAAUUAUGUGACAAAAUAAAAUAUAAAAUGGUGGUUUCUUUAACUGUGAUUCAUCAUGAAAGGUUUAGAUAGUGAAUUUACAUACACAAUGUCUGCAACAAUUUCAUCCGAUAACAAGCUGCAUUAACGGGUGAAUCUCGCGAAAAUUUUCCAGGUCAUAUUUCACCAAAAAAUCAAAAAGAAAGAAAAUAAGAAAUUAUAUUUUGCAUAAAGAAAUAGUCACAAUGCAAAAAUCUUAAUGGUCCUCCAAAUAGGCUUCACACUAUACAGUUGGGUAAAUAACUUGGAUAAAAAAGUAAUCCACUACAAAUUACUUAUCUAAAAUUGUAAUUGAUGGGGAAAAGUAAUCAUGUUACUAAUUACUUUUAAGUUACUUUCUAAAACAUUUUUCACAGAAGCUUUUGUUUUCCUGUCAACAAAUUCAAAUGUCAAUCGUUCCAUACACUUGCGUUUCUUUCUUACAAUGACUCCUUACUGUCAUUGUUAUUUGUUAUCACAGAAACACAAAUGUUUUCUGUUUUAAAUGUAUUCUAUGUUAUUUUAGAAUUAUAUGUAUCCCAAGUAAUGUACUUAAAAGCAACUUAAUUGAAAGUCAAUUUAAAGAAUUUUAAAUGCGUGACACUACUUUUGACUUCAAAAGUAAUUCGAUUACAGUAACUAAUUAUUUUGUAAUCAGUUUACACCCAAAAAUCACUAAAUAUGAGUAUUUUUUCCUAUUGAUUUUAGGGUAAAAUAUGACGUAGUAAGAGGACAACAAUCUCGUUUGAGAUGCUCUUGUCUGAAAUUGUUAAUGUACAACAAUAAAUGAUAGAAAGACAGCUAGGAACAAAAUAUUUGCUGCACUCACGCUGAUGCAAACCAUUAACUUGGAUUUAGGAACUGUUGGCUCCGUUAUUGCUCAGAGCAGCACAAACUUAUAUCUGGAAUGUAAAUUUUGGAAUUCAUUUUGUAUGAGCACUGAUGGCAUACUUACGUGUUAAUAAGAAGCAUGUGUCAGCCUUGAAUGAAUUGAUUUGCCUUGAAUGGAAUUUUAUUAUUAGCCAAAGCUCAUGCGAAGCAGUCAUUUACAGAAUGUACCAUUUUAAAAUAUAAACACCUGUCACUUUCAUGAAAUAAACUCAUUACAACAGGCAUUACAACAAUUUUGAUUCCAGAGAAAUAUGAUUUGGACAAACAUGAGAAAACAACUCUUUGAAAUGAUUUAGACAAAAAGUUAAUAUCAGCAUCUAGUCCCUAACUGUUACAUUUAAAGAUGUGAAACAAGAUUGAAAUAUCCUUUAUUCCUCUUUUGUCAUCUUCUGAGCAUCUUCUGAAGUGUAAUUACCACAUUACUCUUUUUUUGAUACACAACUGCUGUUCAAUACAUAAGGACUUGGUUUUGUCAAAUAGGUAUGAUAUGUGAAGCAAAAAUGUAAAAAGUUGUGGAAUGUAAACAAAGUACCUGAGAUGUAGUGUACGGUCUCUGUCACAGGAAGGUUAGUUUUUGUACUCGGUUGUCCGGUAUAAAUUAAAAGCACAUUGUAUACUCUUAGUCGAACGAAUGACUCAUUGAAUGGCCGUUGAGAAAGGCCUUAACCUUAAUGUGUUCCAUACAGUAUGUCAGUGACAGAUUGAGCACACGCUCAUUUGAGCAUAUUUGAGGAAUACCGAGAUGUGUGUAUUGGGAAAAUUAAUUUGUUAUAUUUUUAGCACUAGCAUUUUGAUUUGAGGUUUGGAUUUGUAAAUUUGGUCUGUUUUACGUAAAUAAACAUGCACAUGUUGUUCAAACAAAACGGGCUUUGCCAAUCUAAAUCUUUUUGCAUAAUUUUGAUGUUUAUGACCAAUGCAUUGCAAUUUCCUUACGCAGUAUUUUUGUCUUGUUUUUCAGUAAAAUAUCUAAACAUCCCUAAAACAAGAUACAUUUACUUGAGAA
Messenger RNA from Myxocyprinus asiaticus (Chinese sucker), 5106 nucleotides. Its product is annotated as glypican-1. NCBI's taxonomy places the organism in Eukaryota, Metazoa, Chordata, Actinopteri, Cypriniformes, Catostomidae. Gene Ontology annotation, biological process: regulation of protein localization to membrane; cell migration; negative regulation of fibroblast growth factor receptor signaling pathway. The record is from RefSeq and is a predicted model, not a curated record. Gene Ontology annotation, molecular function: fibroblast growth factor binding. Bases 399 to 2063 code for a protein of 554 amino acids. The transcript is spliced from 9 exons. Gene Ontology annotation, cellular component: synapse; extracellular region; cell surface.